This is a messenger RNA of Laccaria bicolor S238N-H82, 6315 nucleotides long. RefSeq lists its product as uncharacterized. The record is from RefSeq and is a predicted model, not a curated record. The transcript has 34 exons. Bases 1 to 6315 code for a protein of 2104 amino acids. Lineage: Eukaryota; Fungi; Basidiomycota; Agaricomycetes; Agaricales; Hydnangiaceae.
AUGAGUACUCCACGCAAGCAGAAUUUCAGAACCUAUCUUUUUUCCCCAAACAACAUCACGUCCGUCGAGGAUGUAAAAAAUGCGCUUCUUGAAUUACAAUCCAUCUUUACUGAACAGAACUACGAACAUGUUCUUGAUGAGCUGCUCCAGACGCCGUUCCUCGUCGAACUUGUAUUAUCAGAUCUGAGUACCCUUUCGGUCAAAACAUGGUUACUCGAGAAAUUCCCAACAUCGCCCGCAUCAUAUAUCUCAUCAGUGACUUGCCAGCUUCUGUUGAAGCUUGCUACUUUCUUCGUAUUUCCUCCGAUUUCAUUCUCCCAAGAGGUUCUUGACCUCAUGAGGGAAUUUCACACGACUGUGACACAUGCGCCAGCGGUCUUACAUGAUCUUUUCGCGAUGUCCUUUGCGGAUGAGGGACAACAUGAAGAAACCAAGGGGUUGUCCAAAUUCUCGAAGGGCAAGUCGAAAAGCCAGUGGAAAGGCAAGCAAGAAAAGAAGGCUGCAAUAAGACGUAUCAGCGUUGACCCUAAGCCCUUUGCCGCCCUUGCAUUGAUUGUUCCCAGCACCCUCAAGGAAAAAGACGACGCCAUGUCCGACUUACUCGUUCGUCUCAAAAGUAUUCUUGAAUUUUAUCUCGAUAAUAUCUCUUUGCCAGCUAUGUCCCAACAUCUGAAAGAGGCCCUCGUCCCCAGAGAGCAACCAUCAUACCUCGCAGACCCAGCUACUCCCUCUGGGGUUUCAAGUUCCGCUAAGAUCACCACCACAGACUCGCAAUCUUUGAAAACGUUCGCUGUCUCGCCUGUCCGUCAAAUGAUCUCACUCACCGUCCACCGCAGCGCCCACUACUUUGACAGCGUGAAAGGAUUUGGUGAAUGGGCUGUUUACAUUUCAACAGCAGCUGACGGUCAUCUCCGAGAAUAUCACCGGAAGGACAAGAAAACUUUUGAGACUAUUGUCAAGAAAAUCAGAGAAUUAUCGAACGGCCAAUUUUCCCACAACAAUCAGAAGAGAUUGAGUGGUCCAACUACCCAAGUUCCGAUAUUCGAGGCGGACGUUGCACCAGAUCUCAGACUUGUGUAUCAAAUUGAUUGUGUCUUUGUCCCCAGCAGCAGUGAGGAGACUGAGCAACAAGGUGCAGCUAUGCGCAAGUAUAGGAGAAGGCCAGAUAAAACCGGGGACAAGGUAUACUCACCAGCCUCCUGGCCAAUAUUGGAAGACGCAGAAGCGACACAUGAUGUCAGCGUGCCAGACCUACCUCCGGAUGAGUUAAGCCAGCUGCACUCUACUUUCGUUCUUGAGAAAUUCAUUACGUUCUCCAAGCUAAUUGUAACAGGCAUGCUUGCGGACCUUGAUGCGUCUUUUCCAUUCGAAGUCUCGAAAACCACAACAAUGCUCUUCAGGAUGUUACGGGUUGAGAGAACAUAUCAAUUAUGCACGGAACGUGCAAUCAAACCAAGGCAGGUAUUCGUAACUAAGUCUCGUCUUCUAGCGGCAAAAGUAGGAGAGUACUUCGAGAAACUAUCGAAUUCGCUCGCAACUGGGUCCUGUUCGCCUCAGGAACUAAAACAGCUCGCAAAAGCGAAACAAACACAAGCUCAACUAGAUCAUCUUGUAGCACUGGAUGAUAUACCCGAUUGGCGAAGUGACUUGCCAUCCAAGUAUAGUGAUUUGGAGGAUCGCCAUUUUCCUCUCUUCAUAACCUUUGAUCAGUUAUGCUUGAUGCUUGAAGCCAGUCAAUUUGAGAAAGUCGGCCAUGACAAUGAACACAGUUGGCAUGGUUCUCACCCCAUGCGUGUCGGUUUUCAAACACAAAACGGAGGCUCGAGCAGACCAUCUUCGUCAACAAAGGGACUGGGCAUUAUCUGUGGCUCCGAACAGACCGCCUCCACGUCUCGUGGAUUUAUGGAUCGUGCAUCCUAUGAGAAGCUCAGCAGCCGAACUCACCCAACAUUCGCGCAGCAACGGACAACCAUUUACGACAUAUUCCUUCACUAUCGUCAGAAAAAAAUUGACUUGGGUGAUUACGACGCGGCCGAAAGGACUCAUAAAAUCAUUGCAGGUUUUGCCCAGCAUGGUGUUCCUGGAAGGAAGUUGGACCGUCUGUACGUCGACGAAGCCCAGGACAAUCUUCUCGUCGAUGCUCUGCUGUUAAGAUCAAUUUGUGGUAAUCCCAAUGGGUUGUUCUGGGCCGGGGACACAGCGCAAGCGAUAUCGAUUGGAAGCUCUUUUCGAUUUGAUGAUCUCAAAGCAUUCUUGUUCAGAGUUGAGAAUCAACGAGAAUCGAGGAUCUCUUCUUCCCGCACCCGUCAUCUGAUUCAAGAACCCCCGAAGACUUUCCAAUUAUCCGUCAACUACAGAUCUCAUGGAGGCAUCGUCAACUGUGCCCACUCGUUAGUUGACUUGAUCUCCCGUUUCUGGCCAUAUUCGAUCGACAUCCUGGCUCCUGAAAAGGGAAUUGUGGAUGGUGCUAAGCCCACAUUUUUCAGCGGCGGGAAUACAAGUACUCCCAAUCAUCGACAAUUUCGUUUCCAAGAAGCAAAUGAUACUGUGAUCGAAUUCGGAGCUCACCAAUGCAUCCUGGUGCGCGACGAGGCUGCGCGAGAGAGACUUCACAGCCAGGUUGGACCAAUUGGCAUUAUUUUGUUGUUGCAUUAUGUGCUCGGAGAUACUGUCGUUCUCUAUAAUUUCUUUCACGACUCAACCCUUGAUGUGUCACAAUGGAGGGUCAUUCUAAAUGCUGUCGACCUUGAAGUAAGGGCUUUGCGUGUUCCUGGUUCUUCCAUCAUUAACGUCUUACAGCUGAAAUUCUUGUAUGUUGCGAUCACGAGGGCUCGCAACAACUUAUGGAUAGUAGAUUCGUCCAUGAAAGCCCAUCCAAUUAACAUGUUUUGGACAAGCCGCAAUCUAAUUAUCAAUUCUGCUUCUGAGUUCCACUUUACCGAUCUCGCAGUGGAGUCUAGUCCUGAGGAGUGGGGGGCAAGAGCGAAGGACUUCUUCGAUCGGGAACAGUUCGCACAAGCACGGCGUGCCUACGAGAAAGCGUUGCUUCCCCGUGCUGCUGCUGUGGCAAAUGCGUAUCAUCUGCGCGAAAUUGCGCGAAACUGUUCAACUGGAACCUCCCGAGGUCUUCUUGAACGCCGCAUGAAUGCUUUUACAGAUGCCGCAGAGGCGUUUCUUUGUUGUGCUGGACAAGCGGUUCAGACGCCCGAAGACUACUAUCGUGCCGCUGCUGGUUGUUUCGAGAAGGCGGGUGAUGGUCCCGCUGGCGCUUCGGUUCACCUUGCAAACGCUGCUCGAACGUAUCUUCUCGCCAAAUGCUUCACAAAUGCAGCUCAGCUGUUCAAAAAAGCAGCAAUGUUCGAUGAAGCAAUUGAUGUUAUUACUAAGUAUGCAGGAAAGGUCGAAGAAAGAGUUGCCGCCCAGAUCAAAGACGUCGCACGUUUGAGAUAUUUUACUACAAAAGAGUUCGAGAAAGCACACAAAUUAUUUGACACGGUCGAGGAAGAGCUUGAAUAUCUUGACGACCGAAACUUGGAUGGAGCACAAAUAGAACUUUUGGUGUCCCAUGGACGAGUGGCUGACGCAGCCGAGCUCCACUUGUCAGAGGGUCGCACAAUCGAAGCUCUGGAGUUAUUUCUUAAGGAUAAAGGUGACCCAAACCAAUCCAUGCAACGGGCUAUCCAUUGUAUCCUACAGGGUUUGUGGCGGGAAUUUUCAUUGGGGAUUCGAAAAUCUCCUAAUGACAUGGUCGUCAAGUUUCUUUCCUAUGCUGGUUCGAUAGAUCAAUCUCUUCUCCGCCAAAAUGAGCUUGACGAGAUCGAACUGUUCAAAACGAUCUCCUCUGGGACAUUAAAGAAUCUAGUCUCCCUUGCCGACAGGUUCUUCGAGGGACAAAACCUGUCUGCCGCUCUCUUAUCGCUUGACCAUCACUUUUCGGUACCUCACGCGCUACAAAACAUGGACCUUGAUUCGUUAACAGGUACCCUGCAACCAUUUUCCGUCUACGCCCAACAACUUCAUGACACAGCAUUUCAUGCGGACCCACGCACUAAUGCUCAUGUUUGGAAGGUGCUUGGACUCCGGCCUCAUGGACAGAUUGCCUUCGUGGUCCCACAUGGGACUUUUUUGCAUGAAAAUGUUACUCCUGCUGCUGGGUCUACCGUGGAAGGUUCAAAAGAUCUCAUUGUCUCAAUUGAAAAACUACCUCGAAUCGUUCGCGGUGCACUUUCCGAGCGCCUGCUGGAACGAGUUAAAUCUCAAAAUGACAUGUGCCGCGGAGCAAGAUCUCUUUUCCCCUGCCCACGACAUGUGGUUCUAGGGGGCUGUUUCAAAUACAACUGCACACAAGACCACAUCGAGCCGAACCCAGUUUGGUACAACACCUGGAUUCAGGCGCAUAUCUAUCAAAUCCUGAUUUAUCAGACAAUAAAUCGUGACGAUCUCAACUACCCCUCCGACUUGCGCAACUCACAACGAGCAAAACUGUACGAUGCCCUCAACCCCCCAACUUACAAACUUGGAACAACGAGCAGCUUGAAGCAAGGGUUUUCCGACGGCUUUCGAGCAGGCUUUCAGAUCAUCAUCGACUGGAUUCGUGAAGUUACAUAUAAUCUUGAAUUUUCACCGAAUACGGAGACCCAAUUCCUGACUCAAGUCAUGCAAACUGCAGACUUAAGUUUCACCCUCAACAGGAGAGAGGCGCAACUCUAUCUGUAUCGUUCGAAGUUUACUACUGCGACAACUCCGCCGCAGUACCUUCGAAAACCUGACCAUAAUUCAUUAUUGGAGCUUCUCUCCUCCUAUCAAAACCAUAAAACUUGGAGUGUUCUUGUGGGCACUUUGUUCAUUCGGCAAGUUAUGCAAAACCAACUGCCAGUAGAGAUCGGUGUCCUUUGCACCUACAUCGAGCAUCUCUGUGCCUUAACAGUUGUAUUCAAUCGUGCCCAACGAACAGGGGAUUUGCACAACGUCACUCUUCCUCGCAGCUGGCUCUCCAAGGUUCUAGCCAACUUUAGCCCAGAUGAAGCCGCUGAUAAGACGAUCAAAUUUUGGCUAUUUCCUCCUAUUCUGGGAGAUCUCAUUAAAGAGAUUUAUACCGGCGUUGGCGCUGAACACUUGUUAUUUGGGCCUGAAUUACGACAAUUGAAAGCAGAGGGAAUUCCCGUUCGCAACAUAUUCAUUGCCCGACUUUAUCGUGUCUUGGCGCUUCAGCUCAACCGCCUUGUCCCAGUGGGCUACAAUAUCGGGGAUACUAACUUCAGAAUUCAGAUUUUGAGUGUUGUGAACGCAAUACAAGGAUUCGGCCAGCCCCCAUUCUCCCCCCUCUACAAAAGAUAUGUCAACGCGCGUGGCUGGGGGGGGAUAUCGGCUGCUGUGAGAGAGUCAAUGCAAGGGUCAGCGUUAGAUGAAAUGGUCAAUCUUCAGCACACAACUCGAAUCGCUCUUCCCAUACAGGAGCAUCGAGGUUUGCGGAGGAUUGUAUACUCGGUUGUGGAAGAUAUCCCGGACCUUUUACAAACUGGAUUCAAGCUCUCUUCUUCCACAUCUGAUGGUCCAGAACAUACAUUAGACGUCGUCUCACAGCCGUUAAACGAAGGAAGCGAAGAUGAUAUGGCUGAUCCUAUUGACGACGACGUUUAUGAAAACCCUACAGAGUAUGCCGCGGACCACAACGUUGUCAUUGAGGAUAUUUCGCAAGAAGUAGCAUCGACUCCCUCAGUAGAAGAGCUUCAUGCUGCAUGCAUCCUCCAACGAGCAUUCCGCCGCUGCCUUACUAGGCAAAAGGAGAGAAAAACGCACCGGCUGUCUGGUCGUUCCCUUCAUUUCUUUGCCAUGUGUCUGGACGUGGUUAAAAAGGACAAGUGGGAGAGGUCUCGAUAUAAGUUCUACUUUUUAGGUCCGCUCCCGCAUGUUCUAGCAUGUCUUCAUGCUGCCCAAGCAGCUGUUCUCGCUAAAAAGGAGGAAACGAAGAAAUUGCUCCGAGGCGGCGACGUCAAAAACGAAGCGUGGGAUGACCUUAACUCCCAGCUAACAACGAUCGUCAAUGCACAAAAAGAACUGAAACGAAUGCUGAAGACACUCGAACCCACUGCAGAGGUUCAUCGCUGCCACGACCUGACAAGUUUCAAAGUCCACAUCAGCCAAGCGGUGAACCUCCUUCAAACAUCCCCGUUCAAAGGGUCCGAAGAUCCUCAACUGUAUCUUGACAUGGCCUACAACAGCGUGAGGGAGCCAGUACGGAAGAGUGUGAAGAAAGAGAAGAAGCCCCAGUUGAAUUUGGAUGACGAGAAUCUAAUGUACCUUGACUAUGCGUAA